Molecule: messenger RNA, 1293 nt
Organism: Acytostelium subglobosum LB1
Lineage: Eukaryota; Evosea; Eumycetozoa; Acytosteliales; Acytosteliaceae
Exons: 3
Biological process (GO): mitotic DNA damage checkpoint signaling; protein phosphorylation
Cellular component (GO): nucleus; cytoplasm
Molecular function (GO): ATP binding; protein serine/threonine kinase activity
Source: RefSeq, a predicted model, not a curated record
AUGAUUAAUUUCCCUAAACUACCAUUUAAGGAGCAACUCCGAUCCCAGAUCAUACCAAGGAGGUCACCAUCCAAAUUGUUUACAAGAUUGAUAAAGAGAGACAGCGAUUCAGUACUCUCAUUCAGUCCAAAGACUUAUAGUUUCAGUGUGGAAGACGACAGUAGUGGAAAAGAAUCAAAGGAGAUUGAAAAGAUAACAUUGGAAACAGAUGAUUGUUUAGAUUAUUGUGGAUCCGGUCAAUCAAGUGGAAGUAACUCUGAUAGUUCCGACUCGGAAUAUUCCUCAUCAACAUCAUCUCGUGGAGGAGUACUAUCCAAACAAAAUGACAAUAGCAUAGCCAACUCUCGUAAUCAAUUCCGUGAGAAUUAUUUCCUUGGUGUGGAAAUUGGAAGUGGAGCAACCAGUACAGUAUAUUUAGUAACUAGGAAGAAGUCUGGAGAGAGAUACGCUGCCAAGAUUAUACCUACAAAGAAUAUAUUCACAAAAUACUUCAAGACAAUUUCCAAGGAAAUUGCCAUCAUCAAGAAGUUGAACCAUCCCAACAUUAUCAAACUAUAUGAAUGUUUCCUAACUCUAGAGAACUUAUAUAUUGUUAUGGAGUUUGUGGACGGUGAUGAAUUGUUCGAUGUAAUGCUUAGAAGGAGGGUAUUUAGCGAGGCCAAGGCAAAGGUUAUAAUUAGACAGAUACUGGAUCCAUUGGCAUACUUGCAUAAACAGAAUAUUGCACAUGGUGACCUGAAGCCAGAGAAUAUCAAGUUCAAUGGCGCAAAGACUUCCGUAAAGUUGUUGGACUUUGGUUUUGCACGACUGCUGGUGGCUGAUGGCGCCAAGGACAAGGACAAGGACAAGCAAGAGAAGCAAGAGAAGGAGAAAGAGAAGGAGAACCUGGGGAGUGGAACACUGGGCUACGAGGCACCAGAGAUUAUCACCAACUCCAGGAAGCAGACGUGUGCAGUGGACAUGUGGGCAUUGGGCGUGAUAAUCUACACAAUGCUCUGUGGCUACACACCAUUUGUCAGUGAUGAGAUGUACCAUGACGAGGAUCACAUCGACAGCACACCGUUCUGGGCCAUGUUCAACGAGAACACAUUGGCACUGCGCAAUGCCAUCAAGAAUGGCCAGUAUACUUUCAGCACAUACCAUUGGCGCGACGUGUCGGACGAGGCCAAGGACUUUAUUUCACAGCUGUUGACGGUCGACCCCGAGCAGCGUAUGAAGGCAGAGGAUGCCCUGAAGCAUCCAUGGUUCAAGAGUGUCUUGGACCUAACCUCGAUAUCGCUAUCAAUCCGAGAG